GAAAAAAAAUUCGAGGAAUGAAGUUACGAGAAGCGAAUACACAUGGCAGAGACUUUGUGUGGUGUUUCACAGUCGUCUCUUCUGCUGCGACCCAAAAUCGGAUUAUUACAUUCUGAUAACCGCGGCAGUAGCAUUUCUUCAAGCGGUGGAGGUCGACGACUACUGCAAUCGAGCCCUUUGAAGUUAAGCAGACAUCAAGGUUUUCAAGCUUCCUUUGGUUUCUCUACAUCCCGUCAAGACUCCAUUUCUGUCGGUGUCGUUUCUGGUCCCACAGCGUCUUCUAACCUUUCCGUGGAUUCUGGAACAAAGGAGGUCGACAUCGAAUUGGAUAGCGGCAGUGGUGGUGGUGGUGGUGGUAGUGCCGGUGACGGUGACGGAGGCGGUAGAGGAGGAGGCGGAGGCGGAGGCGGAGGAGGAAACGAAGGUGAGGGAGAGGACAGAUCAGACGGGAAGAAGAAGAAAAUGGCUUUGUCAAUGUCUCAGAAGUUGACUUUAGGUUAUGCUGCACUCGUUGGAGUGGGUGGACUCAUGGGCUAUUUGAAGAGUGGCAGCCAGAAGUCGUUGUUGUCUGGGGGAUUAUCAGCUGCCAUAUUGUAUUAUGUUUAUACUAAGCUUCCACAAGCCCUGUAUUUGCAUCAUCCAUCGGGUUUGGUCUCUGCUGCACUUCUGUUUGUUAUGGGUUCUCGUUUCAAGUCGUCAGGGAAGAUAUUUCCAGCAGGUGUUGUAUCCCUUGUCUCGCUUGUCAUGACUGGUGGCUACUUGCAUGGAAUCCUGCGCAGCGCUCACUAAGCAGAACGUGCAUGACAGAGUUUCUAAAGCUAUAACUUGAUCGCCUGCUUCAAUCUUAAACUAUCUGGUCUGGAAUUUUGUACUACUGUUUUGGCUUGUAGACCAUAAAUGGUACUUAAGACUUUGUAGAUUCUGGCUUUUGAUGGUUUGAACCUUGCAUGUACUUUCUUAUGAACUUCAGUGAACUUGCUCGUGGAACCUCCUACUAAUUUUAAUUUCCCUUAAGGAAUUAGAAACGGAAAAAUCAUCUAAAGUGAUCUUUUUAUC
Ziziphus jujuba (common jujube) is the source of this 1056-nucleotide messenger RNA. RefSeq names its product protein FATTY ACID EXPORT 2, chloroplastic. The record is from RefSeq and is a predicted model, not a curated record. NCBI's taxonomy places the organism in Eukaryota, Viridiplantae, Streptophyta, Magnoliopsida, Rosales, Rhamnaceae. The coding region runs from base 43 to 789 and encodes 248 amino acids. The transcript is spliced from 3 exons. Gene Ontology annotation, cellular component: membrane.